UAUAUUAUUCCAAACGUGUUCGCCUGUGCAGAGCUCUGCAGCCCUGACGGAGACCGCUUCCUUCUGCAGGACUCUGACAGCUGAGAAGCAGCCCGGAGUUACAACUACUGCAAGAGGAAUUAAGAGAAACGUGGAGCUGUGCCUUGUAUUGACAGUUGACUGGUGACAAGUCGGCAGGAGAUGGAGAACAAGGCCAUGUAUCUGAGCACAUAUGAAGAGCGAGAGAGCGGCUCCAUGUAUGAAGAGGCCUACGAGGGAAACACGUUGUCCAAACUCAACCUGUGCGAUGAAGGUUCUGGUCAGCGUCGCAGGAAGCAGGACCAGUGCUGCGCUCACAUGAACUCCCUCUCAGCCAUCAAGUACGCCAUCGUCUCCCUCUACAUCCUGGUGUUCCUCACCAUCUUCGGACUCUGCCUGGCAGUCUCUCGUUCCCAGGUGUCUUCGAAGCGGCAGGAGGUGCCGAUGGAGAACGUGACCCGGAUGUCGGAGCGCUCUCGGAUCCUCCAGCCGACCCUGGGCGAGGCGUCCACUGAAGCCGACCUGCUGGAGAACAUCUGGAAACUGGAGAAUCUCUUCCAGAACCACAGCGACUGGCUGCAGAGGCUGGAGAUCCUCAUCAAGGGCCUGGAGCUGGAGCUGAGGAGCGGCCAGGCCCACUCUCUUCAGUCGGAGGGGUACCUCGUGCAGCUGGAUGACAGGCUGUCCUCCCUGAGCAGCUCCACCGGCAGGAACCUGACUGGCUUGAGUGAGGAGGUAUCCCGAGCCUCCACCUGGCUCCACGACCAGGACCUCCUGUUUCGGGAAACCUCAGGACAGGUGAGCCGGCUGAGAGAGAAACUGGACGAGGUCAAUUGGAUGGUGGGAGCUGUCAAUCACACCUUCAGCAAUGACAUCAGUAUUCACCACCUGAAGAUACAGGACUUGCAGAUCCAGAUCAGCAACAUAACAGAGGACACCAGCAGCUUAUGGGUGACCCACGUCCACACGGAGGCUCAGCUGAGGAACGAGAUGGAGAUCCUCAACACGAUCACAGAGGACCUCCGCCUGAAGGACUGGGAGCACUCCGUGGCUCUGAAGAACAUCACCAUAUUUGAAGGACCUCCGGGGCCAAAGGGGGAGAAGGGUGGUACCGGCCCACUGGGGGCCCCCGGGGCUCCUGGGUUGACCGGUCUGAGAGGGUUUCCAGGAGAAAAAGGUGUCCAGGGAAACCAGGGAAGUCAAGGUUUUGAAGGGGUCAGCGGUCCUCGGGGGGAAAAAGGAGACGUCGGACCUGCUGGUCCCAGAGGUGACAGAGGAGAAAGAGGGCCCAAGGGGGAGAGAGGAGACAGAGGAGAGAAAACAGUGGAGGACACCCUGGUGCGGCUGGUGAACGGGUCGGGCCCUCACGAAGGUCGCGUGGAGGUUUUCCACGAGCGGCGCUGGGGGACGGUGUGUGACGACGUCUGGGACAAAAAGGACGGGGACGUGGUGUGCAGGAUGCUGGGAUACCGAGGAGUCGCUGAGGUCCAUAAGACCGGACGCUUCGGACAGGGUACCGGUCUGAUCUGGAUGGACGACGUGGCGUGCGGCGGGGCCGAAGACACCAUCCACCUGUGUAAGUUUUCCGGCUGGGGCAAAACCAACUGUGGCCACGUGGAGGACGCCGGUGUGACGUGCGUCGUUUAAAACAUUCAUGGCCCUGACGGCGCCGCAGCCUUCUCAGAAGUUCAUGAUUUGACGUUUGAUUGUUUUCCCCACGAGACUGAAUCGUGGGAGCGAGGGAAAUGGAAACAUUUGUGAGCAUCUUUGAGCGAACAUCUGGGGACGACGUCACGACGGGACUCUUCGCCAGAGCGAAUCGCAGAGCGCGCGCGUCUUCGAUGCGGGUCGAAGGUCAGCUUGGAAAAGGCUCCGUCCGCCCUCAGAGGCUCGUCCGGGCGCAGGUUUGCCGUGUCGUGGAUCAGAACAACUUCCUCCUCCCGGAGGCUUCGUUCGUCUUUCGGGUUUCUGAAACCGGCACAUGAAGAAAAUGACGGAGACGUCGACAAACUGAUUCUUCAUUUACAGGCAGCUGCUCUUCACAGUAUUACGUAGGAAUGGCUUUUGAGUGAUAAACAUACACCGUGUUGCCUUAUUAUACGUCAUAUAGCAUUACCGAGGGUUCAGUCAGUCGAUGAUCAGCAGCUGAACAACUGGACUCAAAUGUUGUCGUCAUUUUCGGCUCCUUUUUUAAGGUGGCCUGUGGAGUUUUAUGUUCACAUACAAAAGUUCUGCUUGCGUUCAGUGUCACAUUGCGUGUAUCCCAAAUGUGGAGUGCAUUUCUUUCCUCAUAAAUCCAUAUUUUUUAUAUUUUCAAUCAAUGCAUUGUUUACAUUCAUGUUCACGCUCGCGGUCUUCUUCUUCCUCGGCUUUGUUGGCGGCGUCUCUAUGUGCAUCACUCGCCACAGAAUUAUCCCCAACAGUAAAUCUAUACAGAGCUCAUUGUGUUGUUAUUUUCCGGCUCGCAGAUUACGCUCUCAUCAAUUUGAUCUCCGGCCACAACGGUCCACCAGGUGUUCUCAGUCACUCUCACAUUUCCUGCAGAGCAGCAAAGGACCGGCGCACACGGCGAGCAACACGCUGGGGAGUUCAGUGGAACAUUUAACAUCGAGAGGAGACGUAUGAAAACAAACAUAGAAACAGUGAAUAUUGGACUGGAUGUGUAGAUUGGCAUAUACAGGACUGUCUCAGAAAAUUAGAAUAUUGUGAUGAAGUUCUUUAUUUUCUGUAAUGCAAUUAAAAAAACAAAAAUGUCAUGCAUUCUGGAUUCAUUACAAAUCAACUGAAAUAUUGCAAGCCUUUUAUUCUGAUUUAUUGCUGAUUAUGGUUUACAGCUUAAGAAAACUCAAAUAUCCUAUCUCUAAAUAUUAGAAUAUCAUGAAAAAGUAUACUAGUAGGGUAUUAAACAAAUCACUUGAAUUGUCUAAUUAACUCGAAACACCUGCAAGGGUUUCCUGAGCCUUGACAAACACUCAGCUGUUAUAAAUCUUUUUUUUUACUUGGUCUGAGGAAAUCUUAAAAUUUUAUGAGAUAGGAUUUUAGAGUUUUCUUAAGCUGUAAGCCAUAAUCAGCAAUAUUAAAAGAAUAAAAGGCUUGCAAUAUUUCAGUUGAUUUGUAAUGAAUCCAGAAUGCAUGACAUUUUUGUUUUUUUAAAUUGCAUUACAGAAAAUAAAGAACUUUAUCACAAUAUUCUAAUUUUCUGAGACAGUCCUGUAUUUGCUGUCACUCCAACAAGAUAAUAUAUGUCAGGUACAAUAAUCAAUUCUUGCAAAACUCAAUUUUUACAUCUAUACAAAGAUUUUUGAAAAGGUUAAUGGUCACUGCAGUCAACAAUGAAGUGAAUAUGAAGAAUAGAGAGCAGAUGCGUCGAUAAAGAUGGACUUUUGAACGCCAGGCCUGCACACAGUGGGUGUAUACAUAUGAUGCAUGCCUGUGUGUCCAUGCUUAUUGCCAAAGGUUGUUUCAACAUUAAUGCAUCUAUGUAUACACACACACCAAACCAUCAGGGUUAAUACAUCUAUGUACACACACACACCAAACCAUCAGGGUUAAUACAUCUAUGUACACACACACACCAAACCAUCAGGGUUAAUACAUGUAUGAACACACACACACCAAACCAUCCAUGCCAGAUAUGCUUUUUCUUCCGAUGUCGUGUCUCUCUCAGAGGGGUUUGAUCUUUACGCCUGCUCUUCAAUCCAGAAAGUCCGUGACCUCCCAAGUGUCCUGAAACCUUUCUCUUUACCGACUCAUGUUUUAUACUUAAAGAGGUGAAACGUUUUUUUAGUGUGCCUUCAAAUUUGGCAAACUGUUGAAUUCCCUCUGCCCCUAUAUUUUUGACGUGAAAUUGUCAAAGGUUGUCUGGCCCACUAUAUUGUUAUGAAACUUAUUCAACCCGCAUGACAUUCUUUUAACAGUUUGUGUCCAUGUGAGGGAGGAGAAAAAAUAAUUAUCAGCCAGUUGAGCUAUAAAUAUUCAAUUAUAUUCAGAUAUUCAAUUUAAAAUGCCAAAACAAAGAGAAAAGUAGCAAAAACAAGCCAGAGAAAGUUUUGUGUUUUUGCUUGAACAUCCUGCACUGUUGGUGUCAUUCAGAGCAAAUUAAAAUGAAAAAGAUAACCAACUAUCUUCCUGCUUUCUCUAAAGAAAGGUUUGUGGUAAUGCAGAUGUUCAAAGUGAUCCCAGCUUUCUUCACCGGUUUCACACACGAGUGAGUUCUCCAAUCAACUUUUAAAGUCCACAAUUCCCUUUUGAGUUUCUGUAGCACAUCCGUCUCCUGAGUCUUCUCUCAUCUUUUCCCAUUUCCCAGACUGCCUUAACACUCUGAGCUCCUUCACUAUAUUUUCAUUCAUUGGCUUAUUUGUAAAAUAAUAUCAUUGAUUGAAAAUAGUUUAUCUACGCAGGUUUGAGUAUGUUUUAUUUUCCACAGUCUUGAUACAGCGGGCUUCUGCUGCGCAGCAAUGUUGAACAGUGAAAUGUUUUCAUGGAAGCAUGAACUAUCAUCUGUUUUGCCAUUUCCUUUUUACUUAAGGUGCAAAGUGGAACAAGUGAAGGCCGUUAAAAGAGAAAGAUAUUGUGUAAUGUUUACGAGAAAAGUCGUGGUUGAUCUCCUCAUCCAAAUAUCUGACACUUCUUUGUGUAACAUUGCUACUUUUGGAGGGAGGUACAGUAAAUGCUGCAUUUCAUAUGCAGGGAAUGUUCAUGUAUAGGAUGAAGUGUACAAAGGGUUAUACUUCUUUUUUUUUUAAAGUAAAAACACAGUCGCUUUGUCCAGUUUUUAGAUUAAAAUACGGAAGGAGGGAAUAAAUCUCAUCAAACUAACUAUUUGCUGGUAAUUAUGGAUUGUGAAGAUUUCAACAUGUGAAACUGAUGCAGGCCAAUCACCAAUCAAAACCAUCUGGGCACAAUUCAAACCAGAAAGAAUCUGCAACGGUGUCUCUUCCAGUUACCCGUCUUCUCACAGCUAAAUGUGGUCGGACCGGUGGUCCAAAGCUGCAGCCUAUCGGAUAUCAACAGGAUGCAGUUGUUGUGAUGUGAUUUCCUGAUUGGUUUGAGGCCCUGCUGAUCUCAGAUCAAUGGUUUGGCAUCGCGGGGUCAGAUAUCCAGAAUACUUUGUUUUAUUAAUUCAAAGCAGCUUAAUGCCGUGCCCUCUGGACGUGAGGACACAUUCCAAAGUGCACUUAACCACUGAAAUGUCUCGUGUUUAGACCUUAAAUGCUUUACUCUGGCAUAAUGGCUCUCACCACAUGUGCGUGCGCAUCGUUCUGUUUUUAAUGACAUUGUGCUGGUCAUAGCACAUAAAAGGGCUACGGGGUUAACGACAUACACACACAAAUAAAUGCCUAAAUCAAACGUGAUUAUGUCACAAAGAUACCUGACAACGUGCUGAUAGGUUUACUUAAGAAUAUCCACUUUUUACUGUGUGUUUGGUUGAUUUGUACCACUAACAUGUUGUAAAUGCACUGCUGAAGUAAUAAAAUGUAGAUGUGUUUAAACAGGUGAACUUUGUUGUUCCUGACAUCAUUAAGAGACGGGAGUUGGAAACAGGCACUUUCUAGAAGUCCACAGGUGGAGAUGACUCAGAUGUGUGUGUGAGCAGUGGUAGAAUGUAACUAUUUACUACUAUGGCCUACUUUAAAUACAAAUGUUUACGCACUUGUACUUUACUUGGCUGUCUCCACAUCAUGCCACUUGAUAUUUCUACUCCACUACAUCUCAAAGGGAGUAAAUACAGUUUUUAAAAUAAAGUUUGAAUGCAGGACUUCUACUUGUAAUGCAAUAUUUUCACAAUGAGGUAUUAGUAUAUCUUACUUCAGUAAAUAAUCUGAAUACGCCACUUUGUGUGUUUAAGAACACACAUGAUCCCAAGGGCUGGCGCACGUGGGUGUGGACACUGUUUUUUGGGGCCUUGAUUGACAGCUCUGAAUAAUAAUAUAAAUGUUUCCACAUGUGAAGCGGAUGAAGAAAUGAUUGGAUGACAAAUCACAUGAUGUCCAGCACACACACACACACACACACACACACAUGGCCCACAGUCGAAGCACAAAAGACUGAGGCCGGUUUGACUCGGGUCAACAUGGUUUCACUUAUUCUCCAGGAAGGUAUUCAACUUUAUAUUCAUAAAAUAUAUACUGUAGGUUGGCAAGUGGAACCAAUUGUACACAUACACUACCGUUCAUAUGUUUGGGGUCACUUAGAAAUGUCUUUAUUUUUCAAAGAAAAUCACUGUUUUUUCAAUAAAGAUAACAUUAAUCAGAAAUACACACGAUACAUUGUUAAUGUGGUAAAUGACUAUUCUAGGUGGAAACGUCUGGUUUCUAAUGAAAUAUCUCCAUAGGUGUAUAGAGGCCCAUUUCCAUCAACUAUCACUCCAGUGUUCUAAUGGUACAUUGUGUUUGCUAAUCGCCUUAGAAGACUAAUGUCUGAUUAGAAAACCCUUGUGCAAUUAUGUUAGCACAGCUGAAAACAGUUAUGCUGGUGAUAUAAGCUAUACAACUGGCCUUCCUUUGAGCUUGAAGUUUGAAGAACAAAAUUAAUACUUCAAAUAUUAAUCAUUAUUUCUAACCUUGUCAAUGUCUUGACUAUAUUUUCUUUUCAAUUUUCAAUUCAUUUGAAAAAUAAAAGUGAGUUUUCAUGGAAGACACGAAAUUGUCUGGAUGACCCCAAACUUUUGAACGGUCGUGUAUGUAGCGGGGAUAGGCUGAGUUACAUAAAUGUGGUUAGUUUAAAUGGAUGGACGGAUAGAGAGAGAGAGACAGGAUGUGAACCAUGAAACUAACUAAUUCCGUCCUUCAAGGUCAUGAUUAUCUGUGCAUGCGUUGCUAUGAGCGACCCCUUUCACAUGAAGCCCGCUAUCAAAAUAAACAUGAAAUUGUGAUCCACUCUU
Messenger RNA from Pseudoliparis swirei, 6901 nucleotides. RefSeq names its product scavenger receptor class A, member 5 (putative) (gene scara5). The record is from RefSeq and is a predicted model, not a curated record. Lineage: Eukaryota; Metazoa; Chordata; Actinopteri; Perciformes; Liparidae. Gene Ontology annotation, molecular function: ferritin receptor activity. Bases 181 to 1665 code for a protein of 494 amino acids. Gene Ontology annotation, cellular component: plasma membrane. The transcript is spliced from 12 exons. Gene Ontology annotation, biological process: iron ion transmembrane transport.